This is a messenger RNA of Haemonchus placei, 1077 nucleotides long. Lineage: Eukaryota; Metazoa; Nematoda; Chromadorea; Rhabditida; Trichostrongylidae. The record is from the annotation of a GenBank genome assembly.
AUGAAGAUAUUUCUAGGACAUCUUUUCUUGGAAAAGGAGCACAAGCUCUCUAGGCAACAUUUCCGCAGCAACAUUUCCAACAAAUUGAUUUUGAAGGGCCAAAUACGUGUUGCUGUUCGUGUCCGACCCCCACUGGGUAAGGAACUCGAUGUGCCAACUAACCAUCUUUCGUAUCCUGGAGUGUCCUCGAUAAAACUAGACCAGGUGAGGGUUUUCGAGUUCCAGCGUGUGUUUGGUCCGAAUAUGAGUCAAGCACGCGUAUUCAACGACGUGGAGGAGCUAAUAUUGUCUUGCCUUCAUGGUUAUAAUGUUUCUAUCAUAGCUUACGGGCAAACAGGAAGCGGGAAAACACACACCAUGAGAGGAGGUGAGGGCGAAUCUGAGGGAAUCAUUCCACGAGCUGUCAAGUUCCUGUUUAAUUCAAGAGACAAAUUAGCUGUCGGCUGUUUUCAGUUUGAGUUCAAAGCCUCAUUCCUCGAAGUUUACAACGAGGAGGUGUAUGAUCUACUUGCCGAACGAAAAAAGCUGGACAUCAAGAUGGGAUCGGGCAACACUUCGAUUAGUGGCUUGAAAUAUUGCGACAUCACUGCUGCAGAUGAUAUUGAAAACCUUCUAGUAAUAGCGGACAGGACCAGAUCGACAGCGGCUACAAAGUGUAACGAGCAGUCGAGCAGGAGUCAUGCAGUAUUCGAACUCGCUAUACAAGGAUAUAACAAAACGUCAGGUACGUCACGACAUGCUUGUUUGCAUUUGGUGGAUCUCGCAGGCUCAGAACGGGUAAAGGAGUCUGGCGCUGAGGGUGAUCGUUUCAAAGAAAUGACGCACAUAAACUCAGCGCUGUCUAAUUUGCAGAACUGCAUUCGAAGUCAACUGAACAAGAACCCUCAUAUACCUUACCGUAAUUCGAAACUGACUAUGAUUCUGCGCGAUAGCCUGGGAGCUGGUAAUUCCAAGACGAUGGUCAUCGUUGCAUUGAACCCUUCUGCGGCUCAAAUCGCAGAAACCAAAAGAAGCUUGGAGUUCGCACAACAGAUGAGCAUGACCAAAAUCGGUUCGGCAAAGAAACAAGAGCAGUAA